This is a messenger RNA of Plodia interpunctella (Indianmeal moth), 29828 nucleotides long. It is a transcript of the gene bent, whose product is annotated as bent. The record is from RefSeq and is a predicted model, not a curated record. The coding region runs from base 268 to 29214 and encodes 9648 amino acids. The transcript is spliced from 158 exons. Gene Ontology annotation, biological process: protein phosphorylation. Gene Ontology annotation, molecular function: ATP binding; protein binding; protein kinase activity. Lineage: Eukaryota; Metazoa; Arthropoda; Insecta; Lepidoptera; Pyralidae.
CAUAGUUUAGUUACGAUUUCGAAAACGAACCGACGCGUCCCGCCGCCGGUACCGAAUCCUCUAACGAGUCCACUUUCUACUUCUUCGAUUACUCGAUCUACUCAAUUCUUAUUCUGUUAAUCUGUAUUCGUACUCUUUACUACUUCAAGUGUCAGUGCAUUGACUACAGUGAAACGUGCCUUUAUUGGAUUUUUAUUUGCUGAUCUUGGAACAGUUCGUCCAAGCAACCGGACACUUUUGCCGCGGUAAUGAGCCACAGUUAGCACAAUGGGGGUGGUAGACGACUUGGCCCCGAGCUUCACGCAGAAGCCCCAACUGCGCCAGGAGGACGAUGGCAACAAGCUGGUCUUCGAGUGCCAGCUGCUCGCCUCGCCGAAGCCCGAGAUAUGGUGGUACCGCAGCGAUGAACUGCUCAAGGAAGACAACAGGACUCAAUUCAAGAUCCAGAGCAUCGCCAACAACAAGUUCCUGGUGGUGCUCGAACUGGAUGACGUGAUCGAGACGGACGCGGGGCUGUACAAAGUUAAGGCCAAGAACAAGAUGGGUGAGGUGGCCGCCUCCAUCAACCUUAACUUCAGCCCUGCUGACGAAGAAAAACAGAAACAAGUGGACGGUAAAGCGCCAACGUUCGCGCGCAAGCCAGCCAUCAGGCAGGAAGACGAUGGCAAGCGGCUUAUCUUCGAGUGCCGCAUUGAGGCCGAGCCAGUCCCCAGCGUAGCCUGGUUCCACAACACCGUCGAGGUGAAACCCGACGCCAGGCAUAAGUUAACAGUAAGCAAGGACGGCAAAUCAUACUAUGCCGCAUUGGAAAUCAACAAUGUUACCGUGGAGGACGCUGGCAAGUACAGAGUUACGGCCAAGAACGAACUGGGCGAGAGUAACGCCACAAUCAGUUUGAACUUCGACAGCGACGAAGCGCCCGUACCUGAGGACUUUAUCAAACCGACAUUUACGGAGAGACCGGUCAUCAGGCAAUCGGAAGAUGGUACCAAAAUCACAUUCGAAUGUAGAUGUGUUGGCAAACCGAAACCAACCAUCACAUGGUACCAUGGUAAAAAAUUAAUAAAAGAGAGCAGUCGAUACAAAAUAACACUAGAUGAGGACCAAUCGUUAUACCAUAUGGCGCGACUUGAAAUCUUAGGCGUGGAAAAUUCGGAUAGAGGAGAAUACAGGGCUUUAGCGAAAAACAAACAUGGUGAAGGCGUAGCAAAAAUAAAUCUUAAUUUUGAAGGUGGAGAUAAACCGAAAAUUCCCGAUGGAAAAGCACCAAGGUUUCCUAAAAAGCCUACAAUUAGACAAGAAGGGGAUAUUCUUAUUAUGGAAUGUGUUUUAGAAGCAUAUCCCUUACCAGAUAUUACAUGGUUCCACGGCGACAAAGAAAUUAAAGAUGGAGCUAAAAUGAAAAUGUCUAGAAAGGCUAUUGGAAAAGAUACAUUUAAUUUAACCUUAGAAAUUUUAAGUCCCACAAGAGAGGAUGGUGGAAACUAUAGGUGUAACGCUUUCAACUUGUUUGGCGAGAGCAAUGCAAAUAUCGCUCUCAAUUUCCAAGGUGGGGAUGACGAAAAUGGUUUCGCACCAUCAUUCAUAGAGAAACCUCGAAUCAUUCCCAACGAAGAUGGCACUCUCAUUAGCAUGCGGUGUGUCUGCAAAGCCAAGCCGGCGGCUGAAGUCACGUGGUACAGAGGCACGACUGUCAUCAAGGCUAGCAGUAAAAUUGAAAUUAAAUCAUCUGAAAUGGGCGAGGAUAUUUAUGAAUUGGUAUUGCUCUUGACCAACCCGACGGCAGCGGAUGGUGGCGCCUACCGCUGUCACGUCAAAAACGAAUAUGGUGAAAGUAAUGCUAAUUUGAACUUGAAUAUUGAAGCGGAGCCUGAACCAGAAGGGGAAGGUCCAACGUUUGUUGAGAAACCCACAAUUCAAUCUAAAGAUAACGGUAAACUAGUAAUUAUGGGAUGCAAGGUUAAAGCUAGCCCAAAACCAACGAUAGUGUGGUACCACGAGGGUAAAGAAAUCAGGGACUCGUCGAAAAUCAAAACCAGGGUCGAAGUUAAAGAAGAUAUUUACACUAUUGUAUUGGAACUCGUUGAUCCUGGUAUUGAAGACUCGGGAUUGUAUAAAUGCAACAUUAAAAAUGAACUUGGAGAGCUCAAUGCAAAUCUUACGCUCAAUAUUGAAAUCAUUCCAGUUAUCAAAGAGAAACCAAAGAUCAUUAAGAUAGUUAAAAAGAAGACUGUUAUUAUUGAAUGUAAAGUAUUAAGUAAAUUUGCGCCUGCGUGUACAUGGUUCAAGGAAGUUAAUGCUGUCAAAGAGGACUCGAGGCAUACAGUGCUUAUUGAGCCUCUUAGAGAAGGCGAAUUCACAGUCAAAUUGGAAAUUUCAAAUGUUUCCCAAAAUGACAAAGGGUCAUACAAACUCGUCGCUAAGAACGAGAAGGGCGAGGCGACGUCACAACAAGUCGAAAUCACGGACAUACCCGAAGAAAAGGGAGAAAAACCCCAAAUCAUCAAACAUUUCAGAAGUUUGGCGAAGAAAGAGAACGAGGAAGCAGAGUUCGUUGCUGUCCUCAAGACAUCUGACCAAUCGUGCAGAUGUACCUGGUACAAAAACUCGACGGUCAUCAGAGAUUCGUCGGAGGUAAACACCUCGUUCGACGGCACAAACGCAAGGAUCAUUAUCAGGAAGGUCUCCUCGAAAUAUGUUGCCAACUAUAGAGUGAUCAUCAAGAACGAAUUUGGUGAAGACGAAUCCAGCGCAGACUUAACUUUGGUUGAAGAAAAGAAAAAGAAAAAGGAGGAAGAAGAAGAGGAAGAAAAGACCGUUAUUGAGGAAUCAGAGGAAGAAAUGUCAAUCGUAGAAGAGAAAUCUGUAAUUGAAGAAAACCACGUCGAUGAAAAGAAAAAGGAGGAAGAUAAAAAGAUAGCUGCCAAGAAGGUGUCGAAAAAAGAAGAGGUCAAGAUUGAAGAAAAGAGAGACGAGGUUGACAUCGAGGCUAAAAAGACCGAAUCAAAGGUUGAAGCCAAAAAAGUGGUCAAAAAAGAAGAAAUUAAAAAGGCUGAACAAGAAAAACAAGAAAUCGAAGAAGCAAAGAAGGUACUUGAAAAGAAAACUGCUAAAACAGAAGAAGAAAAGAAGGCUCUUCUUGAAAAAAUUGAAAGGAAAAAGGUUGAGACUGAAGAGACUAAAAUCGAUGGCAUUCCAAAACUCAAACCAGUCAAACCUAAAGAAGAACCCGUUGAAGAAAAGAAAGAAACUAAAAAGACUGAAAAAACGGAAGAAAAGAAAAAGGUUGUUAAAAAGAAGGUCGUUGCAAAGAAAGAAGAGGAUGAACUCGAGUUCGUCGAUGAUUACGAGCGACCAGUGCUGGAGAAAUAUGAAAAGAUUACACCCACGCCACUCGACAAAAAAACAAAGGACACACAUAAGCCAAAACGCGCAUCGGUAUCAGAAAGUGUUCGAAGUGAACAAGACAGCGAGGAAGAACCUUCUGUCGCUUCUUCAGUACCUGAGAAAAAACCUAAAGUGGAGCCUAAGGGAAAAGAUAAGGUCGAAGAAAAAACUGAGCCUCGACGGCUCAGUAUCAAGAAAGGACUUCCAAAACCAGAGGAACCUGUGGAUGAGUUAUCUAACGUCAAAUUGUCUAAGACACCAGUCAAACCCACGGAACAGACACCCGAAGAGCCACAAGUGGCAAAAACGAAAAAAGUUGCUAAGAAGCCGGAAGAGUCAGAAUUCGUGGACGACUACGAACGACCUGAUCUCGAGAAAUAUGAUAAGAUGACGCCUACUCCUACUGACAAAAACAAAAAGCAGAAUGGAGUUGAGGCUGCACCUGAAUUUGUGGACGAUUACGAACGUCCAGAGCUUGAAAAAUAUGAAAAAGUUACUCCUACACCUAAAGAGAAACGUCGUCUUAGUGAUACACAGGAUGAAACUGACAUGAUGAAGGGAAAAAUUAAACCCAAAGAGAAGGAACCGGAACCAGAAAUGCCAACUCUUAGAAAACGUCCUGUUACUAAGGAUAAGGAGGAAGAGAAAAAACCGGAAGACAAACCAAAGGCAAAAACGAUCAAAAAAGAUGAAAAAGAAUCUAAAAAACGGACCACUAAAGAAAAAGAGGUUGUCGAAGAGGAGUUUAUCGACGAUUACGAAAGGCCUGUUCUUGAGAAGUAUGAGAAAAUCACACCAACACCACUUGAGAAAAAGAAAAAGGAUGACAAAAAACCUGAAGAAGAAGUACCAUCAGCCACUGCCACUGCUAAACGCCGCUCCGUUAAGGAUAAAGACAAACCAGAGCCGAUGGACGUCGACGAAAGCGUCAAUCUGUCCAAACCAAAGGCUCCCGCCAAACCAGGACAACAACCUGAAGACGUUUCUCUUACACAUAAAACACCAGCUGAAAUUAAACCCACGGAAGACGAAGCUGAGGCUAAACUUAGUGUUAAGAAACCAGAGAUCGUCGAGAAUAAGACACUUAAGAGACCUUCACCUAAAGACAAGGGCACCAAGGGAGAGGACACUGAGGAGGCUGUUAGUCUCACAAAGCCUCGCACUAAGACCACUACUACUGCCCCUGAAGAAGCAUCCCUCACGCAAAAAACACCUGCCAAGAAAAAGCCUACGGAGGGAUCAGAAGCCGCUCAGCUCAAAGUCAAAAAACCAGCCGUUGUCAAGAAAGCAGAUGAUGAAGAAGAGACUCCUCUGACAGUACAAGAUGGUAAAUUCGAAAAGCCACAGCUAAAGAAAACUGUUGUUAAGAAGCCAACAGAUAAAGCUAAAAAAGCUGAAGCUGGAUCUAUCGAUACCGAUGAAGGGAUGGAACUUGAUUUUGUCGAUGACUAUGAAAGACCAGUUCUCGAAAAAUAUGAAAAGAUUACUCCUACGCCCACUGUUCGGGAGAAGAAAGAAAAGGAACAAAAGGUCACAAUGAUGGCUCAGCAAACCCAACGACUAGAAGUGAAGACGGAAAGCAGAAGAACAUCCAUUCAGAGUGAGGUUAAAGAAGAAGUUACAUCACAGAGCCGAAAGAGCUCAAUCAUUGAAAACCAAGCUGUUAAGCUCACAAAAGAAUCUGCUGAAAGUAGAAAGUCGUCGAUAUCGUCGGUGGCAGAACAACAACAAGUUGCCACACUGAAAAAAUCUGUUCAAAAGCCCACCAUUAAGGAACCAGAAAAAAGCGAACUUAAUGAAAUCAAACUUAAGGACGACACUAAGACAGUAGAGGAGAAGGUAACACCAGAAACUAUCAAUAAGCCUUCAGAAAAAUGGCGACCUACGAAAACUGACACGCAGGAACCCACAGAAGUUGUACAAACGAAAACAACUGACUCGAAAACAGGUCCGAAGGAUAAACCCACAGAAAGACGUCGUUCAAGUAAAACUUCUGAGGAAACGAAGGAAGUAACAGAAGUUACAGAAAAAUCCGAAACUAAAACUAAAGUGAAAGCGAAUAAACCGAAAGAAGCCAGCCCUUCCGCUAGGAGGCCAAGUGAAACAGAGGAAGCGAAGAAAGUAACAGAAGUUUCAGAAAAAUCUGAAACCAAAGCUAGACUGAGGGCGGAUAAACUUAAAGAACCUAGCCCUUCUGCUAGGCGGACAAGUGAAACAGAGGAAAUUAAAAAAGAAGAACAAAUGGAAAUAGAGCCAGAUAAACCGAAGGAACCAGAGACACCGUUAACGCCUAAACAAUCUCCUUUCCACUUGAGAAAGAAAUCAUACAUAGAGGAACCCGAGUUCGACUUUAAUGGACUUUCGGAAUCUUUGGACAAGGAACCCGAAUUAGUAAUAGAAGAAUCCAAACCCGAAAAAUUAGACAAACCAGUACAAUCACCAUUUAAUCCAUGGAAGAAAAAACCUUUCCAAGACGAAGAGGUUCCAACACUUGGCACUCCUGGUAAAGAAGAAGUACAAAAUGAAGUUCCAUUUUCAUGGAAUGUAAUACCAGAAAUACCACAGGCUGAACAGACGCCAGAGUUGGAAGAUAAAUAUAUACCAACACUAUUAGAAACUCCUGACACACGAAGAAGACCUUGGUCUCCACAGGCUGAUUGGAUAGUCGACGAGCCUAUAGCAGCCACACUUGAAAUACCACAACUUGCUUUUAGCAGCAGCCCAGGAACACCUGAGGAGAAAGUGGCUAUUAAAGAAGAGACUGUACAAGAAGAGGCAAAGAAGGCCAAGGUCUCAUCUGUCAAGAAGAAGGCAGAGGACCUUCCUGAGAUCGCUGACUAUGACAGACCCGAACUUGAGAAAUAUGAGAAAAUAUCCCCGACACCGACAACCAGAGACAAACCAGAAAAAGACAAGCCUAUUCCUAAAGUACCUGAAAUUAAGGCACCAGAUGAUAAGCUAGCUGCACCUAAGAUCGAAGUGAUUCGCGAGAAAUCUCCUAAACCCGAAAUGCCAAGGAAGCCUUCUCUGGCACCCGGGGCUCCCGUCGGAAGGCGAGGUUCUCUCAUUCCUCCUCCAGAGGAAAUGGGUAGACGACCUUCGCUUAUCAUCAGCGACGAGGUCACCAAAUUGCGUCCAGGAGAAGUUUUAGACGACAAAAAGAAACGCAGCAGGCCCGGUGAACUCGCGGAAGAGCGACGAAAAUCUGGAGACGCUAGAAGGCCAUCGGUGCAAGACCUGGAAGAUCUCAUUAACAAACCUUCUGUGCCAUUGAAACCAAUCGGAAAUGAAGGACCUCCGGUCAUUGUGGACGUCCAGGAGAGCUAUUCAGCUGUUGAGGAUCAAACUGGCUACCUCACAGUACAAGUGGAAGGCAACCCUCCACCCACAUUCAAAUUCUAUAAGGGUGUUACCGAAAUCAUUGAGGGUGGUCGCUUCAAGUUCAUCACUGAUGGAGAAACCGGACUCAUCACAUUGUGCAUGAGGAAGGUUAAGCCCAACGAUGAAGGCAAAUACAAGGUGGUAGUCAGCAACAUCCAUGGAGAAGAUUCAGCUGAAAUGCAACUUUAUGUAUCUGACUCCAGCGGCAUGGACUUCCGUGCUAUGCUCAAGAAGAGAAAGUAUGCCAAAUGGGGCGAAAAGAAAGAGGACCCAGACUGGGGUGAUCUCAAAGAAGUGGAUAAACCUAUCCCACCACUCAAAAAAGUGGAAAAGGGCUUAGAAACUGGAUAUUUCGAAGAAGACGGCUGCAUUGUGGUUGUGUCGGAGGGUGUCGAGCUUUGUAGAUUCCCAGUUGAUAAGCUCAGCUCUGGACACUGGUCCUGGAUUAAGGGUAUCUUUGAAAUACGGAGACGAAUGUCUCUCAGAGAAAUGAUACCUGAUUGGCCCGCUUUGAUGGAGACUGUCAAAGUUAAGAAACAAGAAUCGUUCUUGAAACCCCUCGUAGAUCAAUUUGCGAAGGAAGGCAAGGAUAAGAAGGUGGUCUUCGAAGCUAUCUUUACUAAGCCUAAUUCCAAGCCGAAAUGGUACUUCCGUAAGGAUGAAUUGUUCCCGGGAUCCAAGUAUAAGAUGACAAAUGAGCAGGAUUCCUACAAACUAAUUAUCAUGAAUCCGAAGGUAGAAGAUACCGGCAAAAUUACCAUUGAAAUAGGCGGAAUCACGUGUACUGCGUUCUUGCAAGUUGACGAACCAGACCCCACAUACACCUUCACCAAACCAUUAAAGAAGACCACAAGUGGUUACACUAAACACGAAGUCGUCUUGGAGUGCGUUGUCUCCAACAGCCUCGCUAUUGUCUCCUGGUGGAAGGGAGAUCAGAAGAUCGAAGAUGGCGAUGAGUUCCAGAUCUCCAAAGAUCUGUCUGGAGUAUGCAGGCUCUGCAUCAAGAGUGCCAAGAUGGAAGAUGCUGGCAAAUACUCUUGCAGAAUCGAAAAGCAGCCUGAUAAAACGGAGACUGAUGUUAAGAUUGUAGAAUACCCAUACAAGUUUACUAAGGUGCUGAAAUCGCAGCAGGCGAUUGAAAAGGACACCAUUACGUUACUUUGCGAGCUGGACGACGCUGGUGGUGAUGUUCAAUGGUUCAAGAACGGUGAACCGUUGAAGACAGACAAACGCGUGACUGUAGUGAAGGAGGGUCGCAAGCGUAAGGUCAUCAUCAAGGACGCCAAGGUGACUGACGCUGGCAACUUCAAGUGUACCACCAACGCCGACGAGACUGCGUGCGAGUUGAUCGUCAAUUACUCGAAUCGCUUCAAUAAGAAGUUGAAGGACACAGAAGCAAUUGAGAGGGAUAAGGUUGUACUGGAGGUGGAACUCCAGGAUCAGACUGCCGAAGCAGUCUGGUCGUUCAACGGACAACCUAUUGUGCCUAAUGACAGAAUCGAGAUCAAGAACCUCGGUGGUGGUAAGCACCAGCUGAUCUUCAACAAGCUGGAGAUGGAAGACGAUGGUGAGAUCCUGUGCGAAUCUGGCAAGCUCAGCUCGUCUUGCAAGCUGACCGUCAAGAAGGGAGAGUCCAAGCCUGCCAUCGAGUGUCCCGAGGAAUUCUUCGGGCCAGCUGGACAGCCGUUUGUCAUUGAGGUGCCUUAUAAAGUUACUGGCACCCGACAGACGCCAAUCGAAGCUAAACUAUGGAAGGACGGUAAAGCCUUGCCAGUGAAAGAAGUCGAGGCAGUGGUCGAGCAGGAGAAGGUCCUGUUCAAGAUCAAGAAGCCGACCAGAGAAGGAUCUGGAAAAUACCAGAUCAAACUGUCCAACGCCCAGGGCGAGGAUGCUAAGGAUGUUACGAUCACCAUGCAGAGUGUACCGACGCCCCCGCAAGACGUUAAUGUUGCCGAGGUCUUCCAGACUUCUUGUGUGGUCACGUGGAAGGCGCCGCAGGACGAUGGUGGAUCCCCGUUGGUCAAAUACGUCAUUGAGAGACAGGAUCUGUCACUAAAGGCUGGUUGGGACAAUGUGGGUGAGGUGGCCCAUGGUCAACCGCUCAAGUACAAAGUCGAGGACCUUAUUGCCAAGAAGACCUAUAAGUUCAGGAUCCGGGCCGUCAACAAGAUCGGCUCCAGUGAGCCUGGAUUAUUUGCCAAACCUGUGCUUGCUAAGGAUCCUUGGGAUGAACCAUCGAAGCCCAAGAACGUUGAAUUAUCUGACUGGGACAAGGACCACGCUGAUCUCAAAUGGCAGAAGCCUGACAACGACGGCGGAGCUCCCAUCACCGGCUACGUUAUUGAGUACAAGGAGAAGUUCGGCAAAGACUGGGUGACCGGCAAGGAGGUGCCCGGCGACUGUUUGGCUGCCACCCAGGACGGUCUGAAGGAAGGCUGCACCUAUGAGUUCAGGGUGCGAGCCAUCAACAAGGCUGGUCCUGGCGAGCCCAGUGACAGCACUAAGCCUAUUGUAGCUAAGUGCAGAUUCGUCAAGCCAUACAUCAUCGGCGAGGGUCUGCAGAACAUGAUCAUCAAGAAGGGCCAGGUCAUCGCCUUCGACAUCAAGUAUGGUGGCGAGCCUGAACCUGAAGUCAAAUGGAUGAAGGGAGAAGAGAAACGUGGCAAGCCGUACACGGAAAAGGAGAUUCACGACGACGGCGAUCGCAUUACCAUCGACAAAUACGAGAGGAACACAGUGUUGACCGUCAGAAAGACCACGAGACCUGACAGUGGGAAGUACAAGCUCGUGCUUACCAACUCGUCGGGCACUUGCGAGAGUAUUGCUGACGUUGUUGUGCUAGAUAAACCCAAUAGACCAAAUGGACCAAUCGAAGUCGUGGACAUACGCGCAGAAAAAGCCACUGUCAAAUGGAAGAAACCAGACGAAUGGCAGGGAUCGGAUAUCACUGGAUACACGCUGGAAAAAAUGGACAUGGACACUGGCAACUGGGUGCCAUGUGGUGAAACUGGACCAGAACCAACAGAGUUCCAAGUCAAGGGCCUAACGCCGAACCACAAGUACAAGUUCAGGGUUCGCGCAGUCAACAAGGAGGGCGAAUCUGAACCUUUGGAGACUGAUAGCUUCAUCGUUGCUAAGAACCCAUACGAUCCGCCAAAGGCGCCCAGCAAGCCAGUUAUAAUAGACUACGACAACAUGUCUGCAACAUUGAAAUGGGAAGCGCCGUCAGACAACGGAGGGCGACCCAUCCUGGGAUACGUCGUCGAAAUGAAGGACAAGUUCACCGCUGAUUGGAUCGAGGUGGUGAAAACCGAGGACACAAAGACAGAAUACAAGGUCGAAGGCCUAAAAGAGAAAAUGAUUUACCAGUUCCGAGUGAAGGCUUACAACAAAGCUGGUGUUGGUGAUGCUUCACCGCCCACUGACAAUCAUCUGUGCAAGCACAAGAACUUGAAGCCUCAUAUUGAGCGCAGCACGUUCAAGUCGGUGAUCAUCAAAGCGGGCCGCACUCACAAGUGGUCUGUGGACGUCACUGGUGAACCAGCACCCGAGUGCUCGUGGUCAUGGCGCGAAAACAUAAAGUUGGUAAACACUGAGCGCAUCAAAAUAGAAAAUGUGGAUUACCACACAGACUUUACCAUAGUGAAUGCGGUCAGACGAGACACCGGCAAGUACAAACUGCGAGCGGAGAACUGCAAUGGAUUUGACGAGGAGAUUGUUGAGCUCACUGUACUUAGCAAACCCUCUUCGCCUAAAGGUCCGUUGGAAGUGUCUGACGUGCACGCGGAAGGCUGCAAGGUUCGAUGGGAGAAACCUGAAGAUGACGGCGGGUCUCCCGUCAAGGAGUACGAGGUGGAGAAGAUGGACAUGGCCACUGGCAAAUGGGUGCGCGUCGGAAGGGUCGCUGGAGACAAGAAGCCCCUAGAAAUGGAUGUUACUGGUCUGGAACCAGGCCACCAGUACAAGUUCCGAGUGACAGCUUGUAAUGAUGAGGGUGAUUCCGAACCGUUGGAAACUGAACGAGCGACACUCGCCAAGAAUCCUUUCGACAUAUCGGACAAGCCCGCAAACGUCCAAGUGGCGGACCACGACAACCAAAGCGCGGAGAUCAAGUGGGACCCGCCGAAGUCCGACGGUGGCGCCCCCGUGCAGAAGUACAUUAUACAGAAGAAGCCCAAGGGCGGUGAUUGGGAAAACGCUGGCGAGGUACCAGGCACGCAGACUUCGGCGAAGGUGGACGGUUUGCCCGAAGGCAGCGAGUACCAGUUCCGGGUGAUCGCUGUCAACAAGGCGGGGCAGUCGGAGCCUUCGGACCCCACCAAGAUGACCAUGAUCAGGCACAAGGCCCUGAAACCCCGCAUCGACCGUACGAACCUGAAGGCGGUGGCGGUUCGCGCGGGAAAACCUAUCUUCUUCGACGUCAACGUCAAGGGUGAACCUGCACCUACUGUGCAGUGGUUCCAGAAGUGGAAGGGAGAGGAGAAGGAGGUCAAAGAGAAUGUCAUCAACGUAGAUUACAACACGAAACUGGACAUCAAGGAAGCGGUUCGCGCCAUGACGGGCACGUACCGGAUCCUGGCCACCAACCAGCACGGCUCCGACGAGGCUGACGUGGAGCUCACUGUGCUGUCCGCCCCGGGCAAGCCUGGUGGGCCACUCAAGGUCACGGACGUGACUAAAUCUGGCUGCAAGCUGGCCUGGAAGAAGCCUGAAGAUGACGGGGGCAAACCCGUCACAGGCUACGUGGUUGAGAAACUCAACAAGGCUACCGGCAGAUGGGUGCCAGUUGGCAAGACCGAUGACACUGAAAUGGAGAUCAAGGGAUUGCAAGAAGGAGAAGAAUAUGAAUUCCGAGUCAGGGCUGUCAAUGAAGAGGGAGAAUCGGAGCCUUUGAAGACUGACCACUCCAUCAUCGCCAAGAAUCCUUAUGACGUCCCCGGCAAGCCCUCGGUGCCCACCAUCGAGGACUGGGACGUGGACCGCGUGGACCUCAAGUGGGAGGCGCCCAAGAACACCGGCGGAGCUCCCAUCACCGGCUACGUCAUUGAGAAGAAGGAGAAGUUCGGCUCCUGGCAGGAGGCGCUGGUUACCGACACGCCAAAAUGCGAAGCCCGUGUACCGGACCUGAAGGAAGGCAACACAUACCAGUUCAGAGUCCGGGCCGUGAACAAAGCCGGUCCCGGAGAACCGGGAGACGCCACACAACCACACGUGGCCAAGGCUAGAUUCUUGAAACCCUGGAUCAACCGAGACAAGAUGCACGCCAUCCGCAUUCGCGCGGGUCAGACCGUCAAACUUGACGUCGACAUCAAGGGUGAACCCCCACCAACCAAGACCUGGACCUUCGCCAAGAAGGUGUUGGAGAAUGGACCUGGCGUCAAACUGGACAACGAGGAUUAUAACACUAAACUACAGAUCUUCGAGGCCACUUGGCAGAACACUGGUGUUUAUACCCUGAAGGCUGAGAAUGACUCUGGAGUGGAUGAGGCUACAGUCGAAGUUACGGUUUUGGAUAAACCCGGCAAGCCAGAAGGCCCACUAGAAGUCUCUGACGUACACGCAGACCACGUUAAACUCAAGUGGAACAAGCCCAAACACACCGGCGGACUUCCGCUCAGCGCCUAUGUGCUGGAGAAGAUGGAUACCUUGACCGGGAAGUGGGUGCCGGCGGGCACUGUCGACCCGGACAAGACUGAGGCUACUGUUACUGGUUUGGAACAAGGCCACACCUACCAGUUCCGCGUGAAAGCUCUGAACGAAGAAGGUGAAUCGGAACCCUUGGAUACCGACCACGGAACCCUAGCCAAGAACCCAUAUGAUGUACCCUGUCCCCCGGGUCUGCCCGAUAUCGUGGACUGGGACGAGAAGAGCGCUAAACUUAAAUGGGAGCCCCCUAUUAGGGAUAACGGAGCGCCGAUCACGGGAUACGUCAUUGAAGUCAUGGACAGGGAUAGAGGAGAAUUUGUCAAGGCUGCGGAAAUCCAAGGCAACGUCUGCCAAGGCACAGUGCCUAAACUGGAAGAAGGCAACCAAUACCAGUUCAGGGUACGCGCUCUCAACAAAGCGGGCCAAUCGGAGCCUUCGGAGAAUACCAACUGGCACACAGCUAAGCCCAGAUUCUUGAAACCAAGAAUCGACCGCACUAACCUGAAGCCAGUGACAGUGAAGGCUGGUCUGCCGGUUUCCCUGGACGUCAAGGUGUUCGGAGAGCCCCCAGCCACCGUCACCUGGCACUUCAAGGGCGAAGAGCUAAAGAACGGUGAAAACUUAGAGAUCGUCAACGUAGACUACAAUACAAAGUUCCUGAUGACGAAGAGCAAGCGCGCCAACACUGGCGUCUACAUCAUCAAGGCCAAGAACGAAGUCGGUGAAGACGAAGCUGAGGUCGAGAUCACUAUACUUGGCAAACCAUCGAAGCCUAAGGGACCUCUGGACGUAUCUGAUGUGACCAAGAACGGUUGUACGUUGACCUGGAAGAAACCAGAAGACGAUGGUGGCUCGCCAAUUGAAUAUUAUGAGAUUGAGAAGCUGGACCCAUUGACUGGUCAAUGGAUCCCAUGCGGCACAGCCAAGGACUGCAAAGCCAACAUCACCGGUCUGUCCGAAGGCAAGCCCUACAAGUUCCGGGUGAAGGCCGUCAAUAAGGAGGGAGAAUCCGAGGAAUUGGAGACUGAGAAACCGAUCAUCGCUAAGAAUCCAUUCGAUGAGCCCGGAAAGCCUGGACGUCCAGAGCCCAGGAACUGGGACAAGGACUUCGUGGAGUUGGAGUGGUCUCCGCCCAAAGAAGACGGCGGCGCUCCCAUCACUGGAUACAUUAUCCAGAAGAGGGAGAAGGGAGGACGGUCCUGGCAAGACUGCCUGCGCACCACCGGGGACAGGCCCACGGGUCGCGUGACCGACGUGGAGGAGGGACACGAGUACGAGUUCCGAGUGAUGGCCGUCAACAAGGCGGGGCCGGGAGAACCCUCCGACCCCAGCAAGUCUGUCAUCGCCAAGCCCAGAUUCUUGGCUCCGAAGAUCGACCGCAAGAACUUGCAGACACGCAAGAUCAAAGUGGGCCAGCCUCUCAAGAUGGAGGCCGACGUCAAGGGUGAACCGGAGCCUACUAUCACUUGGACAUUCAAUGGCAGUGCUCUCAAGACUGAGGAGCGUCUCAAGAUAGAAAACAAGGACUACCACACGUCGUUCGCCCUCCAGAAGCUGACGCGAGCUGACAGCGGCAGGUACACCGUGACCGCUAACAAUGACUCCGGCACUGACACUGUGGACGUCGAGGUGCAAGUCGUCAGCAAGCCGGCUAAGCCUAAGGGACCUCUGAAGGUGUCGGACGUAAAAGCCGACGGUUGCAAGCUCAAAUGGGAACCACCGGAAGACGAUGGUGGCGAACCAAUUGAGAAUUACGUCGUCGAACGUAUGGACACCGAGUCCGGGAGAUGGGUGCCGGUUUGCACGACCAAAACGCCCGAGGCUGACGUCACGGGGUUGAAUGAAGGAAAGGAUUAUAUGUUCAGAGUGAAGGCUGUCAACCCUGAGGGGGAGAGUGAGCCGCUGGUGACUGAGAGUGCUACAACAGCCAAGAAUCCUUACGGUGAGCCCGACUCCCCCGGCAAGCCGGAGCUGAAGGACUGGAGCAAGGACCACGUGGACCUGAAGUGGGAGAAGCCCGCCAACGACGGUGGCGCCCCCAUCACUGCCUACAUCGUGGAGAAGAAGGACAGAGAUACCGGCAAAUGGGUCAAGGCUGCUGAGGUGCCCGGAAAUAAGACGGAAGCUAAAGUGCCAGAUCUGAUCGAAGGCAAGACGUACCAGUUCCGGGUGAAGGCGGUGAACAAGGCCGGCCCCGGCAAACCCUCUGCCCCCAGCGACAAUUUACUUGCCAAGGACAGAUUCGCGGCACCAAAGAUCGACCGCACGAACAUGCGCGACAUCACAAUCAAGGCGGGCCAGCACAUCAGGCUGGACGUCAAGGUGUCCGGAGAACCGCCGCCGACCAAGACUUGGUUCCACAACAAGGAAAGGCUGUCGACCCGCGACGACCUGACCGUAGACGCAGAGGACUACAAGAUCAAAUUGUCCGUGGUCAUCGCUGCGAGGAAACACAGCGGCACUUAUGUAUUGAAGGCCGAGAACAGCAGUGGCAGGGACGAAGCCAGCAUCAACGUUAUUGUGCUGGAUGUCCCCGCCAAACCUGAGGGACCUCUAAAGAUCUCGGACGUGCACAAAGAGGGUUGCACACUCAAAUGGAACCCACCAGUUGACGACGGCGGCGCCCCCAUCGACCACUACCUCGUGGAGAAACUCGACACUGAGACUGGAAGAUGGAUGCCAGCCAUGAAGACUAAAGACCCUAAGGCCGAGAUCGAGAACCUAGUGCCUGGACACGAGUACAAGUUCAGGGUGUCUGCAGUCAAUAAUGAGGGGCAAUCUGAACCCCUCGAAGCUGACCACUCCAUUAUUGCUAAGAAUCCAUUCGACGAGCCCGGUAAAUGCGGCACGCCGGAAGUGGUGGACUGGGACCGCGACCACGUGGACCUCAAGUGGCAGAAGCCCAUCAAAGAUGGCGGCGCUCCCAUCACUGGGUACAUCAUCGAGAAGAGAGAGGUCGGCUCGCCCAAAUGGGUGAAGGCUUGUGAGGUCGGACCGAACGACAACGAGAAAGCAACUGUACCCAACUUGGACGAAGGCACGGAAUACGAGUUCCGAGUGAAGGCCGUCAAUGAAGCCGGGCCCGGGGAACCCUCGGACGCCAGCAAGUCGGUCGUCUGCAAGCCCAGGAGACUGGCGCCCAAGAUCGACCGACGCAACUUGCGCACGAUCAAGGUGCACGAAGGCGAGCCCAUCGCGCUGGACGUGAAGGUGUCCGGGGAGCCCGCGCCGGACGUGUCCUGGACUCUCAACGGGAAGUCCGUCACCAGCGGGAAUGGACUUAAACUGGUGGAGAUUCCUUACCUGAGCAAGUACCAGCACUCCAACCCGCGCAGGAAGGACUCUGGCACAUACAAGAUCCAAGCUGUCAACAAGUACGGACAGGACACCGCCGAGUUAGAGAUCAUCGUCACUUCGAAACCAGAGAAGCCAGAGGGUCCACUAGAAGUGUCGGACAUUCACAAAGAUGGCUGCACGCUCAAAUGGAAGCGGCCGAAGGACGACGGCGGUGAACCUAUUGAAGCCUAUCUGGUGGAGAAGUACGACACCGAGACUGGGAACUGGGUGCCCGUGGGCAAGACCCUGGGCAACGUGCCCGAGAUGGAGGUCGACGGUCUGAUCCCCGGCCACGAGUACAAGUUCCGCGUGAAGGCGCUUAACAAGGAGGGUGAAUCUGAACCUCUGGAGACCUUCGGCGCUAUCGUCGCCAAGGAUCCGUUCACCGUGCCCGAAGCGCCUUCGGCCCCAGUCCCGGACGACUGGUCGGCGACUCACGUGGACCUCAAGUGGGAGCCGCCGCUGUCCGACGGCGGCUCGCCCAUCAUCGGCUACAUCGUGGAGAAGAAGGAUAAAUACAGCCCGCUGUGGGAGAAGGCUGUGGAAACUCACACGCCCACACCCAAUGCUACUGUCAAUGGUCUGAUCGAAGGCAACGAGUACCAGUUCCGCGUGAUCGCCAUCAACAAGGCGGGCCAGAGUAAACCAUCUGAGGCCAGCAAGAACUUCAUUGCCAAGCCUCGUUUCCUGGCUCCGAAGAUCGACAGGAGACACCUGCGUGACGUCACCAUUUCAGCUGGAUCCACCCUCAAGUUGGAGGCGGCUAUCACUGGAGAACCAGCGCCGGCGGUAGACUGGAGAUUCCAGAACGUACCACUCCGACCAUCCAAAGCUGUCACCAUUGACAGUCCGGACUACUUCACCAAAGUGGUGGUGAGACCUGUCAAGCGCGACGACUCAGGAGAGUACACCGUCAUCGCUGUCAACUCGAGCGGCAAGGACACUGUCACCAUCAAUGUGCUGGUCACUGACAAGCCUCUCAAACCUGAGGGACCAUUGCAGAUUUCGGAUGUGCACAAAGAGGGCGCCACGCUGAAGUGGAAGCGGCCGAAGGACGACGGCGGCGCCCCCAUCGAGUACUACCAGGUGGACAAGCUGGACACCGCCUCCGGCUGCUGGGUGCCGUGCGCCAGGUCCGACGAGCCCAAGUGUGACGUCACCGGUCUGACGCCCGGCAAAGAGUACCGCUUCAGAGUGUCCGCGGUGAACUCCGAGGGCGAGUCGGAGCCGCUCACGUCCGAACAGAGCAUUGUCGCUAAGAAUCCCUUCGACGAACCUGGUGCGCCAGGUACACCAAGCGUGACGGACUGGGACAAGGACCACGUGGACCUAAAGUGGGCCCCGCCGACCAACGACGGUGGCGCCCCCAUCGAGGGCUACAUCGUGGAGAAGAAGGACAAGUUCGGCAACUGGGAGAAGGCUCUGGAAGUGCCCGCGGAUAAGACCACAUGCACUGUACCCGAUUUGGUUGAAGGACAGACUUAUGAGUUUAGGGUACGCGCUGUAAACAAAGCGGGUCCCGGUGAGCCCAGCGACAGCACUCACCCGAUCGUGGCCAAACCCAGGAACUUGGCGCCGAAGAUCGACCGCACCAACCUCAUCGACAUCAAGAUCAAAGUGGGACAGAAGUUCGGCUUCGACGUCAAGGUGACUGGCGAGCCGAUGCCUGAAACGAAAUGGUUCCUCGCCAAGAAGGAGGUGAAGUCGGGAGGCGAGCUGAAAGUGCAGCAUUCUGAUUACAACACGAAGCUGAACUGCAAGGCGGCCACCAGAGCUGACAGCGGCCGCUACACCGUCACCGCUGAGAAUGCUAACGGCAAGGAUGUGGCCGACGUGGAGGUCAUUGUGCUCAGUGUGCCGAGUCCGCCCGGAGGACCACUCAAGGUGUCUGAUGUACACGCACACGGAGCCAAGUUGUCCUGGAAUCCGCCCGCAGACAACGGAGGCCAGCCCAUCGAGAAAUACGUCGUGGAGCGCAUGGACGAGGCCACGGGCAGAUGGGUGACCGCAGGCGAGACGGCGGGGCCCGAGACCAGCCUGGCCGUGGACGGGCUGCAGCCUGGACACAAGUAUAAGUUCAGGGUUAGGGCUGUUAACAGACAAGGGAAAUCUGAGCCCCUCACCACUCCCCACUCGACCGAAGCCAAGAACCCGUUCGACGUGGCCGGCAAGCCCGGGACGCCCAGGGUCCGGGACUUCGACCGGGACUUCGUGGAGCUGGAGUGGGGCAGGCCCGACAGCGACGGCGGCGCCCCCAUCACGGGCUACGUCAUCGAGAAGAAGGAUCGGUUCUCACCCGAUUGGGAGGAGUGUGCUAAGAUCGAAGGCGACGUAACGUCGGGCAAAGUGGCGGACCUGAUCGAAGGCAACACGUACGAGUUCCGAGUCCGCGCCGUGAACAAGGCCGGCGCCGGCGCAGCCAGCGACGCCGCCGCGCCUCAUCUGGCCCGCGCCAAGAACCUGGCCCCGCACAUCGACAGGAACUUCAUGUUUAAUAUCAAGGUCAAGGCUGGCCAGAACUUCGAACUGGACGUCCCAGUCGCCGGCGAACCUACGCCAUCAAAAGAAUGGACCCACGGGGACAACAUCGUCAUCAACACUGACAGGGUCAAAAUCACAAAUGACGCUCACACCACCAAAUUCCGCGUCAUUGACGCCAAACGUGCCGACGCAGGAUCUUAUACCCUUAAGGCUAAAAACCAUAAUGGAACUGAUACAGCUACCAUCAAGGUCGUCGUCCUCGAUGUACCACUACCACCAGAAGGACCACUCAGAGCUGACGAUAUCACUAAGUCAGGCUGCACCUUACGAUGGAAACCACCUAAAGAUGACGGCGGAAGCGAAAUCACGCAUUAUGUUGUUGAGAAAAUGGACCAAGAAAAUAUGCGAUGGAUCCCAGCGGGUGAAGUCCAAGCGUGCAGCAUCAGAAUCGACCAUCUUAUCGAAGGCCAUGAUUACAACUUCAGGGUCCGUGCUGUCAACAAACAGGGUGAAUCUCAACCGCUACUUGGUCACGAACCCGUCACAGCCAAAGAUCCCUACGGAACCCCUGACAAACCUGGAACACCUGUGGUUAAAGACUGGGACAAAGAUCACAUGGAUUUGGAAUGGGUCCCGCCCAAGAAGGAUGGCGGAUCUCCGAUCACUGGAUACAUUGUUGAAGCGAAGAAACGCUACGGACCAUGGGAAGUCGCCGCUACAGUCCCAGGAAACCAGACUACCGCAACUGUGCCUGGCUUGACUGAAGGAGAAGAAUAUGAAUUCAGAAUCAUAGCAGUCAAUAAGGCUGGAAAUGGUGAGCCUAGCGACGCAUCUACGCCUCAAGUCGCUAAGGCCAGAUUCUGUGCGCCGCACUUUGACAAAAUGCUACUGGCUGACAAGACAGUCAAGGCCGGUCAAAGGAUACAGUAUGAGAUACCUAUUGAGGCCGCGCCGAAGCCAACAGUCGAAUGGCAGAUCAACGGAAAGGUCGUUCAUCCCAACGACCAUAUCGACAUCCAAGUUUUACACAACAGGGUCAUUCUAGACAUUCCAUUCUCUGUCAGAGCUGACGGAGGCGUUUACAAGUUGACCCUUAAGAACGACCUUGGAGUUUGCUCUGGAACUGCCCAAGUGACUGUCUUAGAUAAACCUUCAAGGCCAGAAAAACCUUUGGUUGUAUCAGACGUUACAAAGGACUCAUGUUCGCUAUCAUGGAGGAUACCUUUGGACGAUGGUGGUUCACCAAUCUUGCACUACGUCAUCGAAAAGAUGGACUUAUCUCGCGGUACUUGGUCCGACGCUGGCAUGAGCACUUUCCUAUCUCACCAAGUAACAAGACUUAUUCACAUGAAGGAAUAUCUAUUCAGAGUAAGCGCUGUGAACGCUAUCGGUCAAUCGGAACCGUUAGAAUUAGACCGCGCGAUAGUCGCUAAGAACGAAUUCGAUGAACCAUCAUCUCCCGGCAAACCUGAGGCUACCGAUUGGUCUAAAGACCAUGUGGACUUACAAUGGACUACACCUAAAUCGGAUGGUGGAUCGCCAAUCACUGGAUACAUCAUUCAAAAGAAGGAGAAAGGAAGCCCAUACUGGGUUAAUGCAGUCCAUGUACCAGCCAAUAAGAACAAGGCUACAGUACCUGAUUUGAUUGAAGGUCAAGAUUACGAAUUCAGAGUCAUUGCCGUGAACAAAGCUGGCCAAUCAGAGCCCAGUGAGCCUUCAGACAUCAUCACAGCUAAGGACAGAUUUGUGGCGCCAAAGAUCAUUACGCCGCUCAAAGAAGUUCGCAUCAAGGCUGGUCUUAUCUUCCACUUGGAUGUGGACUUUAUUGGAGAGCCUACUCCUGAGGUUACCUGGACUUGUGACAACAAACCAGUAUUAUCUAAUGAGAGGACAACAGUUACUUCUGUUGGUCACCACACGAUUAUCCAUACUGUUAACUGCAAGCGAUCGGAUGCAGGCAAAUAUCAUCUAUCUUUGAAGAACGAUUCUGGAUCAGACGAGGGCAGUUUCGACCUUAUUGUUUUGGAUGUGCCUGGAAGACCAGAGCCUCCAUUCGAAUACGAGGAAAUCACUGCUCAAUCUGUCACUUUGUCUUGGAAACCACCUAAAGAUAAUGGUGGCAGCGAACUUACAGCUUAUGUUAUCGAGAAGAGAGAUCUCACCCACGGCGGUGGAUGGGUGCCGGCGGUUACAUACAUCAACCCGAAGUACAACCAUGCAACAGUUCCAAGACUCCAAGAAGGAACUAAGUAUGAGUUCAGAGUAUUUGCUGAAAACUUGCAAGGGCGAUCAGAACCGUUGGUCACAGACACAGCAGUUGUCGCUAAGAAUCAAUAUACGACACCUGGUAAGCCCGGCAAACCUGAGUUGGUUUCCGCUGACAAAGACCAUAUUAAAGUCAGAUGGUCUCCGCCAAUUUCCAACGGAGGAUCCAACAUUCUGGGUUACGACGUUGAAAGACGCGAUAAGGCUACUGGCCGCUGGAUCAAAUUGAACAAGGAUCCAGUCAGAACAAAUGAUUACGAAGACGAUCGAGUCCAAGAGGGACAUCAAUACGAAUAUAGAGUAUCUGCAGUCAACGCUGCUGGACCUGGUCAACCUUCGGACCCAUCAAAUAUCCUCACUGCCAAGCCUAUGAAGGAAAAACCAAAGUUACAUCUGGACCAUCUUAUCGGCCGCAAGGUUAAAGUUCGCGCUGGCGAACCAAUCAACAUUAACAUUCCAAUUUCCGGUGCUCCGACACCUACUAUCUCCUGGACCAAGGGAUCAAUUCCACUUGUACCAUCGCACAGGCUUUCCACAGAAACAAAGAACGAUGAGACUAAGUUCUCCAUUGAAAAGUCAACAAGAGACGACGCUGGUAAAUACACGAUCACAGCCAGCAAUGAACAUGGCAAAGAUUCCGCUGACAUUGAGGUUAUCGUUGUCGACAAACCAGGAGUGCCUAAAGGACCUCUCAUUUGCACUCCAGUCACACAUGAUUCUAUCAGUCUCACAUGGAACCCACCGACAGACGAUGGUGGUAGUGAGAUCACUGGAUACGUCGUGGAAGUGGCAGAGUUUGGUGUCAACGACUGGCGAACAGUUGCAGGUUUCUGUCCGAAAUGCUCGUUCACUGUCAAGAAUUUGACUGAAGGCAAGAAGUAUCUGUUCAGAGUACGCGCCGAGAACUUGUAUGGCGUUUCAGAUCCAUUGGAAAGCAAACCUGUCAUUGCGAAGUCUCCAUUCGACCCGCCAGAUGCGCCAGACACGCCUAAGAUCACCGGAUACAGUUCCAACAGCUGUUCUCUAGAAUGGCAGCCACCAGCAAAUUGCGGAGGAAAGCCCAUCACUGGAUAUUACGUGGAAAAGAGAGAACGCGGAGGCGAUUGGGUCAAGGUCAAUAACUACCCUACACCUAACACAUGCUAUACAGUUUCUGACUUACGCGAAGGGAACCGUUACGAAUUCCGUGUCAUCGCUGUCAAUGAGGCUGGCCCUGGUAAACCUAGCAAACCUACAGAGCCAAUCACAGCACAGACUCAACGACUUAAACCCAGCGCUCCAGAAGCACCUAAACCUGAUAGAGUUACCAAAGACUCUGUCACAUUAUCAUGGAGACCUCCAAAGAGCGAUGGCGGAGCUAAGAUCAAGGGCUACAUAAUCCAACAGAAGGGCAAAGGCGACAAAGACUGGAAGGACGUCAACGACGUACCUAUCCCAAGCCUCGUCCACACCAUUCCCAAGCUUAAGGAGGGCGAAGAAUACCAAUUCCGGGUCAUUGCUGUCAACGACGUCGGCCGAUCAGACCCGAGCAAGCCUACUUCGGAUAUCACUAUCGCUGAACAGCCUAACAAGCCUUGUAUGGAUCUCAGUGGCGUCAGGGACAUUACCGUCCGUGCUGGAGAAGACUUCUCCAUUCACGUGCCUUACACUGGCUUCCCACAACCGACCGCGUCUUGGUUCGCUGAGGAUAACCCUCUAGACGUCGACGGCGAUUCAAGAAUGACACAAAAGAUCACACCAGAAUCUGCAUCGCUUGUCGUCAAGAACGCUAAACGCUCUGACGGUGGCCAAUAUAGACUGCAACUGCGUAAUCCUUCAGGUUACGACACGGCGACUAUUAACGUACGUGUCCUCGACAGACCUGGCAAACCAGAGAACCUGCGCGCUGACGAGUUCGAAGGCGAAGCCCUCACGUUAUACUGGAACCCACCAAAGGACAACGGUGGUGGAGAAAUUACCAACUAUGUUGUUGAGAAACGUGAGGCGCGUACGCCUAACUGGACUAAGGUCUCCGGUUAUGUUACUACUCCGUUCUUACGCGUGAAGAAUCUGAACGUAGGAAGGGAUUACGAAUUCAGGGUUAUGGCUGAGAACCAAUACGGUCAGUCUGAUCCUGUGCAAACUACUGAGCCAAUUAAGGCUAGGCAUCCAUUCGACCCGCCCGGCGCUCCUGGAGCUCCAAGGUCUGUGGAGACGACCGAGUCGAGUAUCACCAUUACCUGGACCAAACCAAGACACGAUGGUGGAUCACCCAUCACUGGCUACGUUGUUGAAAAGAGGCUGAUCACUGAAGAUAAAUGGACCAAGGCGUCGCAUGCGCACAUACCCGAUACUACUUACAAGGUGACAGGUCUAAUCGAAAACCACGAAUACGAGUUCCGCGUAGCCGCCAUCAAUGCAGCAGGUCAAGGACCCUACUCCCAAUCAUCUGAUGCCAUCAGGGCUUGUGCGCCUCCCAACUGCCCCAGAAUCACCAGCGACCUUAGUCUUAGGGACAUAACCGUCAUUGCUGGAGAGGAGAUCAAGAUUACUGUGCCUUUCACUGGAAACCCAAGACCUAAAGUAUCCUGGAUGGUGAAUAAUGAGGAUGUGUCCCCCGACGCGCGCAUCCGCUUCGUGACGUCAGAUGUUGACACAGUCUUCCUCAACUCCUGCGCAAAGAGAUCCGACACUGGCUCCUAUACUAUUCAGCUGGUCAACAGCGAAGGCUCUGACAGCGCUACUUGCAGGGUGCUGGUAGUAGAUAAGCCAUCUCCACCAGUCGGUCCACUGGACGCCUACGACAUCACUCCCGACACCUGCACGCUAUCGUGGCGGCCGCCGCUAGAUGACGGCGGUUCGCCCAUCACCAACUACGUCGUGGAGAAGAUGGACGGCAGCGGAGUGUGGAGCAAGAUAUCCUCCUUCGUCAGGAACUGCCACUAUAACGUGAUGGGAUUGGAGCCUAAUAGGAAGUACACCUUUAGAGUCAGAGCGGAGAACCAGUAUGGAGUGUCUGAUCCGUUGACUAUGGAUGAUUCCAUCACUGCCAAAUUCCCCUUCACGAUUCCGGACCCGCCCGGCAUGCCCCGCGUCACGGAAUGGGACGGAUCCACAGCCACCGUGGUGUGGGACAGACCUAGGUCCGACGGCGGCGCCAGGAUACAAGGCUACAAGCUCGAGUUCAGAGACGUACAGGAUGGAAUAUGGAACAGUGCUGACUAUCUCGUCAAGGACUGUAACUACCAGGCAUACAACCUGGAGCCAGGUCACGAGUACGAGUUCCGCGUGCGUGCGAAGAAUGCCGCGGGAUGGAGCAAGUACUCCGCUUCGUCAUCCAGGUUCAAGGUCAAGCCCAGGUGUGGACCUCCCAACGCGCCACGAGCACCAAGAGUCGCCCGAGUUGGCAGAAACUAUGUUGAUCUUAGCUGGGACCCGCCAUCUAGCGAUGGAGGUUCCCGCGUGACCGGCUACAUAAUCGAGCGUCGCGACGUCGGCGGCUCCGUCUGGGUGAAGUGUAACGACUACAACGUGCAGGACACCACCUUCACCGCCAUGAACCUGGGAGAGAAGUCCGACUACGAGUUCAGGAUCAUCGCUGUUAAUGCCGCUGGAAAAUCGGAACCAUCAUCUUGCACAACUCCAGUGAGAACUGGCGAAGAGAUCGGAGGGACCAAACCGGAAUGGGUCAAGAUGAUACCACCACAUAUGUGCGCUCCACUGAGCCGGCCUUUCACCAUCGAGUGUGUGGCUACUGGCAACCCAGUGCCUACGGGCAGGUGGCUGAGAAACGGACGAGAAAUUGUGUUAGGAACAAGAUUCAUCGCGGAGUCCCGCGAAGGCACUCUUCGCCUGAACAUCUUGGAGGCGACGGACGCGGACGAGGGCGACUACACCUGUGAAGCUGUCAACAAUAUUGGCUUCAUAUACUGCACUGGACAUCUUAAGAUCGGAAACCCGCCGCGCAUCACUCGUAUGCCAGGCGACCUUCACUUGCCUGAGCAUGACAACACCAAGAUCAAGAUCUUGUACACCGGAGACCAGCCAGCUGACGUCACGCUGACCAAAGAUGGCCACAAGGUCACCGACUCACCACACCUCAAGUUCACAGUCUUCGACGACUAUAUUCUCAUAUUUAUCAAGGAUAUCUCUAAAGACGAUAUGGGUACGUACAAGAUCUCAAUCAAGAAUAACUCGGGCGAAACAUCGGACACCUUCUCAAUAACGGUCACAGGAUUGCCUGGACCUCCGCAAGGCCCUCUAGAGACCACUAACAUCACCCGCCACUCCUGCACAUUGGCCUGGAAACCCCCCGCUUACGACGGAGGUCUACCAGUGACACACUACGUCGUGGAACGUAUCGACACAUCUGGUACUACUUGGAUCACGAUUGCGUCGUCAGUAAGGGAUACGAAGUUCACAGUGCAAGGAUUGACCGAAGGACAAGAGUACAACUUCAGGAUACACGCGGCCAAUGAAAAUGGUAUAGGGCCCGCAUUGGAAGGCGCUAGUCCGAUUAAGGCUAAGGCACCGUUUGACCCACCGUCGGCCCCUGGCAUCCCCAAGAUUUUGGAGGUGGGUGGAGACUUCGUUCACCUCGAAUGGGACAAGCCUGAGAGUGACGGAGGCGCUAGGAUACAAGGCUACUGGGUGGACAAACGCGAAGUGGGCGCUUCAACAUGGCAGCGCGUCAACGCCAUCUUGUGUCUGCCGAACCAACUGAACUGCCCGCAUCUGAUCGAAGGUCGGCAAUACGAGUUCCGGGUCACGGCGCAAAAUGAAGCUGGAUUGUCACCGCCCAGCUCUGCGUCGCAGGAGGUCAAGGUCAUUGACCCUAAGGCCGCCACACCGCCCGAGAUCGUGAAGCCAUUGAAGAACGCCAACUGCAUUCAGUACCAUAACGCUAAGUUCCAGUGCACCAUCACCGGAUCUCCUAAACCUACCAUCACGUGGUACAAGGGUGCACGCGAGAUAACGAACGGACCCCGCCACCGCAUCUGGUCGGAGGGAGACAACCACUUCCUCACAGUGAUGGACGUGUUCGGCGAGGACGCGGACGAGUACGUGUGCCGCGCCAGCAACCGGGCCGGCGUCAGGAGCACCAAGGCUGAACUGCUCAUCAUGACCGCACCGAAACUGAACGUGCCACCACGCUUCCGCGUCACGGCGUACUUCGACAAGGGUGAAAAUGUUGUCAUCAAGAUACCCUUCACUGGACACCCCGUGCCCAAGAUCACGUGGGUCAGAGAGGGAGAAGUGAUCGAGUCUGGAUUGCACUAUCAUGUUGAGAGAAAAGAACGCCACGCGAUCCUGACGAUACGCGACGCAAGCAAAUUGGACUCUGGGCCAUACCGCAUUACAGCCGAGAAUGAAUUGGGACAGGACUCCGCCAUCAUCAAUGUUGAAAUCAGCGAUCGUCCGGACCCACCACGAUUCCCGGCCACAGACAACGUGGGCGUGGACUCGCUGGCGCUGAGCUGGAAGGCGCCGGUCUGGGACGGGGGCUCCGACAUCACCAACUACCUGGUGGAGAAGAGGGAACACCCCAUGUCCAGCUGGAUAAGAGUUGGCAACACCAGGUUCACAACAAUGGCGAUCACUGGCCUAGUACCAGGCAAGCAGUACGAGUUUAGAGUUUACGCUGAGAAUAUCUACGGAAGAUCGGAGCCUAGCGAACCCACGUCAUUGGUUCAGACUAAAGCUGUCGUCAAAAAGGAGUUCAAGAAGAAGGAGUAUCCAGUGGACGAAACGGGCAAACGAAUCCGCACGAACGCAGACCACGGCCCGGUAAAGGACUACGACAGCUACGUAUUCGACAUCUACAGCAAAUACGUGCCUCAGCCGGUUGAUAUCAACACUUGCUCUGUAUACGACAAGUACGACAUUCUCGAGGAGAUUGGUGACUUCGUGAGGGCUUCUAAACGGAGGCGCGCCGGAGGCACAGGCGCGUUCGGCGUCGUCCACCGCUGCCGAGAGCGAUCCACUGGCAAUUACUUUGCUGCUAAAUUCAUACCGGUCUCUGGAGCGAUGGAGAAGGAGCUGAUAAAGAAGGAGAUUGAUAUCAUGAACCAGCUACAUCAUAGGAAACUGAUCAAUUUGCACGACGCAUUUGAAGAUGAUGACGAAAUGGUCUUGAUAUUUGAAUUCUUAUCCGGAGGCGAGUUAUUCGAGCGCAUCACAGAGCCGGGCUACAACAUGAGCGAGGCCGAGGCGGCUCACUACAUGAGGCAGAUCUGCGAAGGCGUCAGACAUAUGCAUGAACAGAACAUCAUACAUUUGGACCUGAAGCCGGAGAACGUCAUGUGUCAGACGAGAAGCGGCACUGAUGUCAAGAUCAUAGAUUUCGGGCUAGCCACGAAGCUGGAUCCGAACGAAGUCGUGAAGAUAUCGACGGGCACGGCCGAGUUUGCGGCGCCUGAGAUCGUGGAGAGGGAACCGGUCGGCUUCUACACGGACAUGUGGGCCGUUGGUGUUUUGUCAUACGUAUUACUGUCUGGCCUGUCACCGUUCGCGGGUAACAACGACAUAGAGACGUUGAAGAACGUGAAGGCUUGCGACUGGGAGUUCGACGAGGAAGCCUUCCAACACGUCUCUGAUGAUGCUAAGGACUUCAUCAGAAGGCUGCUGGUCAAGAACAAGGAGAAACGUAUGACAGCACACGAGUGUCUAAUGCACAAAUGGCUGGCGGGCGACGCGGCUGCGGCAAGAACCGCCACCAUCGAAGCUCGAAGAUACGAGAAGAUGCGCAACAGACUUAGAGAAAAAUAUGAGAACUGGUCUUCGUUCGCGCUGCCGAUCGGCAGGCUAAGCGAAUACAGCUCACUGAGGAAACUUCUCAUCGAGAAGUGGAAGAUCUAUGAUGGACAGUUCGACCGUCGCCAGGCGGCGCCACGGUUCGUGAUCAAGCCCCAAUCGGCGUUCUGCUAUGAGGGCCAAUCGGUGAAGCUGUACUGUCGCAUCAUCGCGUGCGCCACUCCAACGGUCACGUGGUCCCGCAACAACCACGAGCUGCGGCAGUCCGUCAAGUUCAUGAAGAGAUACGCGGGCGAUGACUACUACUUCAUAAUCAACCGGGCGAAGUUGGAGGACCGCGGCGAGUAUAUCAUCAGGGCUGAGAACCACUACGGGUUCAGAGAAGAGGUCGUCUUCUUAAACGUACAACCGGUGCCCAAGGUCCAACGCCAGCACCUGCCCGAAGCGCCCCGCAGACGCGAAGCUCUACCGUACACGUUCUGGCAGGAAUCCAGCGAAACGGCGCCGGUGUUCACCUUCCAGCUGAGGCCUCGCGUCAUGCAGGCCCGGGACACUUGCAAGCUGCUGUGCUGUCUCAGCGGGCGGCCCACGCCCACCGUCAAAUGGUACAAGGAUAGAAAAGAGCUGUCCAAGUUCGACUACUCGAUGACGCAUUCCGACGGCGUAGUGACCAUGGAGAUCAUAGACUGCCAGCCGGGAGACAGCGGCAAAUAUACCUGCAUUGCGACCAACGUGCACGGCACUGAUGAGACGUCUUGUGUCGUCAUUGUUGAGGGCGAAGUGGUGUCACCGGAGCAGGCGCAGUUGGCACACAACUUCCUGUACUCCGGAGACAGGAGGUACAUCGAGAAACCUAUCAAACCCGCACCGCCGCCCAUCAUUACCAAGACCAAGGUGACGAUAGACCCGCCCCCGAAGACGCAUACGGCCACCCCCCGACCGAAGUACUCUCCACAAUCAUCGGUGGACACCAAGAAGAAGUAUGGACCAAAACUGGACUCCGACACAUCGUCGAGGUCCAGGAGCGCUACCAAGGAAUUAGUUUUACCGGCGUCUGACGCGACGAUGUGCGCGCCUUCGUUCGCGCGCGCUUUACCAGACGUGUUCGCGGCCAAAGAUGGCGCUCCAUUGCUUCUGUCUUGUGCGGUCAGGGGUGACCCCGACCCCAGGGUGGAGUGGUUCAAGAACGGGAGCCCCCUGCAUUCUUCUGAGGUGGUCGACCUGAAAUACAAAAACGGCGUGGCGUCCCUCGCGAUACACGAGGUGUUCCCAGAGGACGAAGCGGAGUACUCGUUGCGGGCCAUCAACAGCCAGGGGCAGGUGGAGACCAAGUGCAAAGUCACGGUUAAACCAAUGGAUAGUAGUGCAGCGCCAGGCGCCCACCCCAAGAUCGGAGACAAGCCUCCCAAGAUCGUGGACCACGCGAAAUCUCAGAUCGUCACAGACGGAGAUAUGGUCACGUUGUCUUGCAGAAUCACGGGCGCAGAGCGUUUCGACGUGGUUUGGUUACACAACAACAAGGAGAUCAAGCCUUCCAAGGACUUCCAGUACUCCAACGAGGCCAACAUCCACAAGCUGAGCAUCGCUGAGAUAUUCCCUGAAGAUGCUGGCGUAUACACAUGCGAAGCGUUCAACGACGCGGGCGAAUCGUUCUCGUGCUGCACGCUGGUGGUGCUGGUGCCGGGGGAGAGCCCCGCCACGCCGCAGUACUCCGUCUUCCCUGCGGCGGCCACGCUCGGCUGCGGCGAACCGGCCGUCUUCACCGCUGAGCUGGACAAGCCACCGCUCCAGCUCCAAUGGCUGAAGGACGGCAAGCCGGUUGACGAGACCUCACCCAGGUACAGGUUCACAAUGGAGGGCACCUCCAGGUACCGGCUGGAGAUCGUCAAGUGUUCGCCCGAGGACGCCGGCCAAUACCAGGCCCGCGCCGUCGGCUCCAAGGGGGACUCCCUGGCCGCCUUCUAUCUCAACGUCACCGAUCUGUAAAUUGUGACUAAAACAUGGACUGACCACGGGCCCCAAGUAACACCCUUGGGUGACCCCACACAGAGAAAAACAAUCCAAACUGGAUCACGAUACAAUUACUGCGUAUAUAUAAUGAUUUUUAUACAAUUCGCGAGUCUAAGCGUGAAAAAGGAGUUUUUUAUAAUAUAAAAUUAUUUAUUAUUUAUUAAUUCGUUAAGUAUCGUUAAGUGUUACACCCUAUCGAAUGCCUAUGAGAAGUCGGACGAUCGAAUCCUCGCUCUCUAGUCACUGUUAACUAUUGAAUGUUAAUUUAUUUAUUGUCGAAUUUAUCCAUUGUUAAUUUCUUUUUUUGGUUUAAUUUUAUUUAUCGUCCUGGCCUAACAGUCUUAAUCGCAGCUUCCUUAAAGUUUAAGCUUGAGUUGAUCAAUAUUGCACGGACUCCGGUCGGGUUGAAGACCCUCUCGGAAAUAUUUUUGGCGCCACCACGAAAUAUUGCCGGAAUGAUCACCGCGACCCGAUCGGGAUCUGUAAUAUUAUUUUUAUAUAAAUUUAACUGUAUUAUUAAAUUGUACAUAAUUUAAUUUAUAUCAUGUGACAGCGUAAAUUAUAAAUAAAUAUGUAUACCUUAAAAAUUA